Molecule: messenger RNA, 498 nt
Organism: Nematocida parisii ERTm1
Lineage: Eukaryota; Fungi; Microsporidia
Exons: 1
Coding region: 1-318 (105 amino acids)
Biological process (GO): deadenylation-dependent decapping of nuclear-transcribed mRNA
Cellular component (GO): Lsm1-7-Pat1 complex; P-body
Molecular function (GO): RNA cap binding
Source: RefSeq, a predicted model, not a curated record
AUGGACAGUCCUUCAACCGACUGUAAAGGAAUAAGAUUACUUGAAGAGUAUUUAGAUAAAGAUAUAUUUGUGGUACUAAGGGAUAAUACGUACAUUAAAGGCAUUCUACGGUCAUACGAUCAAUAUUAUAAUAUAUUACUAGAAGAUAUUACACAAUACGUAAUAAGUAAUAAUGAAUAUUUACUAACGGAGAGUGAGUCGGUUUUAUUACGCGGUGAGAAUAUAAUCCUACUGGGAGAGGGAACAUUCAAUGAACAACCAGAUAUAACCCGAUCUAACCCGAAAUUCACAGAUGAUUUAAAUUAUAUUACACUAUAAGUAUUUAUUUAAAUAAUUCUUUAUGUAGUCCUUCUAAUUGCCCUUCUAUUUCUGAAUCAUAUUCUGGUUUAUUUGUAAUUUCUGGCUUUAUUGGUGAAUUCUCUUCAAAUGGGAUAUCGUACAUGAGAAGUCUUGUGAAUGCCUUCUUAUCCAUAAAUAUAAAAAAUAAAAUACACAAAU